UUCGUGUGUUCUGUGCAGGUAAUAUUUAGUUUUCGAUAUGGAAAUUGAUAACGAAAAAUUGAUUAGUGCCGUUCGUGAAAAGCCUCCGUUGUGGAACAUGAAAGACAAAAGGUAUCAUUCUCGUGAUAUUCAGAGGAAAUUGUGGUCGAAAGUUGCAGACGAAGUAGGUGUUACUAAUAAUGUGAACGAAGUAAAGAAAAAGUGGAAAGGAUUGCGCGAUGUAUUUAGAAGAGAAUAUAAAAAAGUCCAUAAAUCAGGAGAUGAGGCGCCGGAGGAAGGUUCCUCUUCAUGGACUUUCUUCGACCAGAUGCUGUUUCUCUCCGACAUAAUUGAGCCACGACAGCUGAAGGGAAAUGUUGCCUCGACAGAAAGAACAUUUUCUCGAAAUAAUGUCGGAGACGAUAUUGCCGAUGAAGAUGAUUUGCCUGAUAUGGAAUCACCACAAGCAGUUGUCACUGACAAAGGAGAACUCAAUAUGUCAUCGAGCGAAACCAGUAAGAUGGAACCCCCAGUACCUGCAAGCAAUCAUCAGACGCCUAGAAAACAGCAUGAUACACAACCAGGUAAUGCUGACGUUCGUCCUGCUGGUCCUCCAUUAACACCUAGAACUAGCAAUCCUAAACGUAAAAAAAAUACACCAGCAGACAUCACGGUUGACGAUAAAUUUCUAGAAAUCGAGAGGGCUAAGUUGCAGUUAUUUACUGAACAUGCUAACAAAGAAGGAGACAGCGACUAUCAGUUUUUGGUUAGUCUUCUACCAUAUCUAAAAAAGUUCCAGAACACCGCAAAUUGCAUGCAAGAAAUAAACUUCAGCAAGUUCUUAUUGAUGAAGGAGAGCAAUACCACAGAUCCCCGCAAACCCCAUCGACCUACACAACAACACCGGUACCCUCGCCUUGCACCAGCGAAACCGGUGGACCCUCAUGGACGAUUCAAACGUCGAACUCAUCUGCAGACCAGAUUAAUACAGGUUUGCGACAAUAUUUCGGGAACUUUCAAGAUAUCCAGUAACUGUGUUAUAAUAAGAAGGCUAAUACCGAUCAGGCGCAAUAAGAAUUACAACACGAAUGCAUAUUGUCCGACUAUUGAGUACUUUUUUAUUUCCUUUUAUGAUAGAUGGUUUUGUUACUUUUUUUUGUUCAAUUAA
Acanthoscelides obtectus is the source of this 1147-nucleotide messenger RNA. Lineage: Eukaryota; Metazoa; Arthropoda; Insecta; Coleoptera; Chrysomelidae. The record is from the annotation of a GenBank genome assembly.